AUGUCUGGGAUAGUAAAUGGACAAGGAGCAUCGCAGCGUAAAGCAGGAGCGAAAGUCACGGUAGUAUUGGGUGCACAGUGGGGCGACGAGGGAAAAGGAAAACUAGUGGAUAUUUUGUCGACUAAUGCCGAUCUGGUGUGCCGGUGUCAGGUUUGUAUUGUAGCACAUAUCUAGUCACAUAGAUCCUUGAAACAAAGUUUUUUAACAUUUUAUAUUGCUCUUCUGAAACAAACUUUGAACGACCAGACCAGGAUCGCUGAUCUCGUUUCAGUUUUUGUAAACAGCAACAACAAAGACUGCAUCAAAUGAAAACACAGAAAUUACCAUUGGAUGGCGUAACUGAUCUUCCAGUUUGCCUUGUCGCUGUUGUCAGUAUUGAGGGUCGAUUGACCUUAGCUUAUCAUCACUGCAGUGAUGAAAUACGGAAUUUUUGAAGUCAAUAUGUAAUUUGAUUUUGGUACGACAAUAGAACCUCUUAUCAAGGGACAACAAAACACAUGCAUGCAUGCACCGAUUGACACCGACCCUCGGGACCGAGGAAAGUGUCCCCUGAAUAGACGUUAGGCUGGGGUUUGUUAACAAUUAACGAACAAAGACUGCGACAUUAUAAUAUGCUGAAUUCACACAAAUGCAGUCCCAGUACAGGGUUUUUUGAACAAACGUGAAAACUAUUUCAAAUUUUCGGAAACAGCACCACCGUCAUUUUAAUAAGGAAGUACCCCCUGCCCUGAGUUUUACACUAAAUUUUUUACACCCUUUAGGCCAUCCUCUUUUCUUUCUCCGUUUAGUGUCGUCUGACCGACCCAAAUUUUUGGCAUUUUCCAAAAAAAAAAAGAAGUAACGAUGUAGUUAAACCAUUUUUCACUUGAAGUAAUUCUUUUAAUCUGAAAAAUGAGCAUAGAACAGUGUAGAGAAAAACAGGAACAUUUUUUUACAGCAUAUUGUGCAUUUCGUUAAUCCAAAUAUGUAAAUGUUAACUUUUAACGUCAUCCUGGGGUAUCAGGGCCUCCUAUUCCGAGACUUCUUGUGAUUUUUUUUAGGUUUUUUUUUUUAAGUCCAACCGACCAACCCAAUAUCGGGAAACGCAUUCAGCGCUAAAUGAAAAAAAAGGGGAUGGCAUUAUUUACUGAUACAAAUUUUUUGUACAGUAGUCACUCUAAAUGAAUUGCUUUAAUGAAUGAUAUGGGUGUGUAAAAAUGAAAUUUCUUCCUGAUUAGGGUGGUAACAAUGCGGGACACACAGUUGUUGUCGACUCCAAAGAAUAUUUCUUUCAUAUGGUCCCAAGGUAAGAUUUACCAUAAUCACAUCUUGAAAAUGUUUCUUCUUGGGUGCGUUCCUUUGAUGUGAUCCAGAUCAGGAUCUGGAUCGAGAUUAUUUGGAUCAUUGUAGAUCAAAUGAAGCGAUUAAUCCUUGUCCAGAGUGGAUUCAUCGGUCCAUUUGAUCUUCCAUGAUCCGAGUCACCUCGGAUCACUGAUCCUGAUCCGGAUCAUCCCAAAGGAACGCACCCCUUAUUUAUAAGAACUGAAUUUAUAGUGCAUCGUCAUUUGCAAGAAGUCUUUGUCCAUAGCAUCAUGUGGUAGAACAGAAAUUAUUAAUAUUGGCAUCAAAGACUAGAAAUGUAGCUGUUACAUUUGUACAUGUAUAAAUUAUUUUAGCAAAUGAAAAUCAGUUUUCAUGGUGUUUCCCUUGUAUAGUGCAUCAGUGAGAAAAUAAUUUGUCAGCUCUCAGAAGAAUUAAAAGGAGCAUAGAUAGAAUAACACUUAUUCCUCAAACAACAAGCACUUAAUUAUUAAGAAAAAACAAGCACCUAAUUAGGUGAAGUGUGUAAAGGAAAUUUGUCUCACAAUGAAUAAUUUUCUCAUUACUUAAGUAUGCUUUUAUGACUAUGACUGGUUAAUGCUUGAUAGGUGAUAUUAUUUUUAUUAUAAUUUUAGUGGGUUAAUACAACCUAAUGCUGUUAGUGUUAUUGGUAAGUAACAAGUUUCCCCUUUUGUACUUUCUUCAUAGUAUAAUAAUGCUAUAAUUACUUAAUGUUUGAGUAAACUACGUUGAUUAAUUUUAAAAAUAUAUCUAUACGUUAACAUGACUUGGACAAAUAAAAAUCUAUUUUUAAGGCUACUUCUAUGCAGUUCUGGGACGUACAUAUAGAUGCAUGCAGAACCUCCUGAAAAUGCCCAGUGGUGCUGGGAAUCAAAUAACAGUGUUGUUCCAUGCUAAAUUUACUCAAGGAAAAUAGCUUUAUACCAAUCCCCAUCAUAUGCCUUUUCCUAUUUGAUAAUACAAUCCCCUGAAAAUUCCACAUAAUUUUUCCUAUUUAUCUUUUUUCUAAUUCAAACAGAAAGUCUGUACAGUCGACUCUCUCGUAACAGACACCAUUAUAAGACACACACCUUGCUAGGAUGGACACCCAGAGUUGGUCCCUGCCUUUCUAUUUUCUUUAAGUUGACUCUCUAUAAGACUAUACCUGCCAACUUUUUCUGAGAUAUAAACGUGAGAUUUUUAUCCUGGGAGUGCUGGGAUUUUUGAAGACGACAUGAUCAUUUCCGAAGAUUCCCGAAGAAGUCCGAAGUCUUCCGAAGACGUCAAAAGUCUUGCGAAGACGUCAAAAGUCUUGCGAAGACGUCCAAAGUCUGCAAAAGGCGAAGUUAUCGAGAAAACGCUUAUCCACACAAUCAGAGAUUGCGAGGAAGGUGUUGUCAUUUAUUCAUUUUACACAUGGUUUUCGUUCCUUACAUGGGUCUGAGUUAACAUAUUUUUGGAAAUUGUGUCAAGCAAGACGGCAACAGCUCUCAUUUUUCAAUCAGGCGUGAGAAAUUGGCCCGCAAGCGUGAGCCGGCGUGAGAUCGAAGUUUUCAACCCGCAGGCGUGAAACUCACGCCUAAGGCGUGAGAGUUGGCAGGUAUAUAAGACAGACAUUUCUCUAAGAUGGACACAUAGUGCUGGUCCCAUUAAAAGUGCCUGUCUUAGUCGGAGUGAGUUGACUGGAAUCUGAGUGGGAAAAUAGUGAGUUUCAGUAAAUUGAUUCUGAGAUGCUGAGAUGUUACUGAGAAACAAUUUUUUGGUUCUUUUAUUUUAAGACCACAGUAAUGACAUGGUAGCGGAAAAGUUAGUUGCUAUGAAAUCCUAGGGCUUGUUUAAUAACCAUGAUUGCUCAGGACUGACUACAUCAUCAUGUCCAUGUGCACUUGUUUAUGCUUUUUUAUUUGUUGUUUUUGUAGGUAAUGGUGUGGUAAUUCACAUUCCUCAGUUUUUUGAAGAGUUACAAGCACUUGAUGCAAAAGGUAGCCAAAAAUGUCCCUUGCCUUAUCUGUUCCAUAAUCAUGAAGCUUAAAAUCUGAUAUUUAACCAGUGAAUGUUAUAUUUUUUGUAGGGGUGCCGGAUUGGCAGGGAAGACUUUUAGUCUCUGACAGAGCACACAUAGGUAUUGCAUUUUUUGGCUCUUUUCUCUAAAUACACUGUAAAUGUUGUACUACUGUUAUUACAGUGGUUUUUACAAGAAAUCAUUGUAUAUAUUUUUUUUAUUUCAGUUGAUUUCUAAUCCAUUUGUAACUUUUUUUAUAGUUUUUGAUUUACACCAGGAAUCAGACAAAUUAAGGGAAGGUGGUAAAGGAGGGUGAGUUUAUUAGGAUUUUUUUAAUUCAUUUUUUUAAAGAUCAACCUUAGGGUUUGUGUUUUUGUUUUGAAAAACGUGUCCUGUAGGCUAGGCAGACUAAUAAUUUUGUAUUACUAUGUUUUUUUUAGGUUAGGAACCACAAAGAAGGGAAUUGGACCCACUUAUGCCUCAAAGGUGCUUAAUAUAUUUAUUAGAUUUUAUAAAAAAUGCAUAAAUUGCUGUGAGUGUUUGAACAGAGUGUUUAUUAAUACUACAAAUGCUAAAUUGUGAAUGGGUGGCCUGUGCAAUACUGAUGGGUGAAAAAUAAACAAUAUUGAAAUUUACCUAAACAGAAAGUGACCAGGUGGAUAUACCACUGCAGUAGAGGGAUAUUAAACAUCUUGAACAAGAGAUAUAACAGUUUGUGUUGUUUGUUAGGCUCAAAGGAUUGGACUCAGAAUAUGCGACUUGGUUGGAGAUUUUGAAGUUUUUGAAAAACGGUAAGUAGUACUCACUCCAGUAUGAUUGCCACAGUCAAUGAUAUUUGAAUGUUCUUCCACAAUUUCAAUGGUGAAUGUCACUCUUCUUAGGGAUUAUUCACAUUAAACUUGUCUAAAAUCGGUAUCAGUAUAUAAUAUGAACAUUGUUUUUGCAGAUUCCGAGGACUUGUGUCACACUUUCAGAGACUGUAAGUACUGCACUAAAACGUAUGUUCAUUGUACAUGUAUAAAAGUUAACAGUUGACAAAUUUCUAUAGAAUGAACCCCACCCACUCCUUCCCCAUUGUGAAAUUUCUAAGGCAAGAUUCCAAAAUAAAAUUUUGGCCUGUAAGACCCUACUCCCUGUUGUAAUUUCCAGUGACCAUUUAUUGGCAUAGUGUGCAGGGUAUUUUCUGGAACCACUGGUAUAAAUGUUAUGAAUUAUCAUCAUAUCCUCAUUGCAAAGUUCUUUGUAGUUGAUUUACAGUUGAAUGUAACAUUUUUAAUCUUAUUGCAUUUUACCAUAACAAAAGGUAUCCAGACCUCAGCACAAAUGUUGAAGACGAGAUUGCAAAGUACAAGGUAUAAUAAUAAAAACAAGCGAUGCAUAUGUAGCCAGCUAGACUGAAACAUAAGCUGACAAUUUCUAUUGUAUCUAGUAAUUUCCCGCACUUAACAGAGAGCUAACAUACUAUGAGUAAAAGUAACACUGUGUAUGCAAAGGGGAUGGCACGAUGUUGCAUGACCUAUCCCUGACAAAUGGCGUCAUGCCCCAUUAACCGCAUUUUACAAUUGCGUUGUAACUUUCCUAAUAAUAACUGCUACUGUUAGGAUGCUCAUGUACCAACAUUAGGUGAUUUACAGAGUAAUUCCAUCUCUGAAAUAAGGUCAAAAUGUAAAAUUAUUGUUUGUGUAUGUACAUGUUCAGGUUCUGUUUACCAAUCAUAGCCAACCCAUCUAGUUGGCGCAUCUUUUAAGUUUUAACCUGCUACAAAUGUUUAUUAUUGGGCUGUCUCAUCCUUUACAAAUAAUCACCUCUCUGUGCCAUAAUUUUGGGUAUUGAUUGUGCAGGUGUGCAUUAAUUCAGGAGGAGUUUUAAAGUAACUAUUGUGUCUUCUUUUGUAGCACUAUGCAGAAAAGAUCCGCCCCAUGGUUUGUGACACAGUAACUUACAUGCACAAAGCCCUGCAGAAUGAAUCUGCCAACAUUGUAGUGGAGGGAGCCAAUGCCCUGAUGCUGGACAUAGACUUUGGUAAGUUUUUAUGGAAUUCUCUCUUCUUUUCCAAAAUUUGCAUACAUUGAAGAAGAGACACAGACUCUAAGACAAUAUUUACUAAUAGACGGUCCUUAAAUGUUCUGGGCAUGGUUCCUGUAAGGUUGUUUAAGACUUAGAUUCAGGAUUAGAAUAAUACCGUAGCCAAUAUUAAUUAAUCCGGUAGAUUUUUUUGAUCAGUGCCAUCAGAUCUUGCAUGUGUUUUAAUACUGUCAUAAUCUCAUAACUGGAAAUCAACAGAAAGAAUCAACAUAAUUUUCAAGCUCCAAUUGUAUGUCCAAAGAAUAGAAAACAUUGCUUAAAAUUUGGUUAAACUAGCUUGGGUGGGGAUUAAACUUUGUCAUCUUUCACAAAACUAUAGGCUCUGCAGGAUGAUAAUAGAGAGAUAAAAAGAGUAACUUACAUUUAUGGCGAUGGCAAAUGUGAAUUUGUACAUGUACCAGUGAGUGACCAAGUUUCCCCUUUACUUGUUUUUGACUCUUCAUAUAACUACACAGAAAUUAGUGGAUAUUCACACUACUAGCUUUAGUAAUAAAAAUUGUUUUAAGCUGUUUUUGUCUGCUCAUUCUCUACUUUGGGAAUUCCUCAACUUGAAUCCGACAUUUGCUGUUUUCUGUAAACUCGACUCUAAAUCUCUCUACAUUGUAAUUACUCAAGGAAAUAAAAACGUAAUGUUGUUUUUAUUCACCAGGUACAUACCCUUACGUGACUUCCUCUAACUGCGCAGUAGGUGCCGUGUGCACUGGACUCGGCAUUCCACCAACUGCAAUAGGCAAUGUUUUUGGAGUGACCAAGGCCUACACAACAAGGGUUGGCUUGGGAGGAUUUCCAACUGAGCUUAAGAAUGUAGGUUGUUUAUAUUUUGCUUUGUCGGAAAGAUUUGUCGGAAUCUUUUAAGUAUUAAAAGACAAAAAUUUAUUCAAUCUGACCCAAGUGUGCAUUGGUGGUAUUGACUGUUAACAGAGAUGCCAACCACUGGAGAUCUAAAAUCUAGAGACUCUCUAUUUUGCACUUCACCAACCCCCCCCCCCCCCCCCCCCCCUAUUUCCACCCACCCCCAAAAAAAAAACCCAAAAAACUCCUUUUUAAAACUUUUUAAAACACCCCAGAGCAAACACACUAAAAAUUCUUUUUUUCUCAAAAACCAUCUUGAACACAAGAAAAAAAAAAAUGUUCCCCCCCCCCCCCCCCCCCCCCCUCCUCCUGAAUGUCAACAGCCCCACGAAAAGAAAAGCUGAUAAUAUCCUAUUUAAACUUUUUAAAAAGCCCCGAGAGCAAUCAGUAUCAAAUUCCUCCUUGUCAUACAACGCAUUUGUAACACAGAGUAAAAAAAAUUGGAAGAUACCAGGUAUCGAAUCCAGUCUCACUUUGGCUCUGGAGGCUAUGUGUUAUUGCAUUCAUGAGACAAUAGAAAUGACCUUACAUUCAUUCAUUAAUUAAGCCAGUAAGCUCAAAAAUUUAACCUGAAAUCAAAGUUGACUUGUAUCAUAGCCAACCCUUAAAGCUCUCCUUUCAAUUUUAUUGACAUCCAUUAAACUUUUCUCCAUGCACGUUCUUCAAGGCACUGAAUGGUGUAAUGAAAGAAGGAGUGUUCAAAAUGUAGCCUUAAAUGACUUUUGAUAAACUGCUAAAUUCUCCCUCUAGUUUGUCUUGCCUGUGAUUCUAAAAAAGAAAGAAUUAUUUCCAAGCACCUCUUCAGAUAACCACUUUUAUUAUGAUGUUAUUUAUUUGGCUCUUAAGUAACUGUUACAAUCAACUAUUUUUUCAUUUUAGGAACUCGGUGACAAGAUGCAGCAGAUUGGCAGGGAAUUUGGGGUUACGACUGGUCGAAAGCGGCGGUGUGGCUGGCUUGAUCUUGUCAUGAUCAAGUAUUCUCACAUGAUAAAUAAUUUCACAAGGUAGUAAGACUUCAUGUUCAUCAGUUUGUCAAAAAUUUCAUCAUUCACUAUUCACUUUCUUCUUGUAGUAUGCUAUUUCAUUUUCACAGAAACGAGGUGAAAGUUUUUCAGUUGUUAAUAAUGGCAUAAAGCUCUAUGUGCAUGGAUACAGAUAAUGUUCACAGCUACAAAUAUUAAGACAAAAGUCCAAAGUUGACCCAUGUUCUUUGUGUGUUGGGUUUUUGAAAGGGAGUUAUCGUGGGGAUGCUACUGUUUCGAGUAAACUGAUUGAAGACUACUGGCUUGAGAGUAGAAAAUGACUCAGAUUGGUUUGUUUAUUUUUUUACUUAAGUUGCCUCAAUUUUUCUAUGGCCCAUGAUCACAAUUUUACUGUCCACUUAAUGUAUUUGAAUAGUUUGUGUCCAUACAGCUUGUAUGGAGAAAUCUUUCUAGCUUUCCAAAUGGAAAAAUAGACUUCCCCAUAAUGUCAAAAAGUAACCACAUUCCUAGGCUCUAACCUUCAUAGUUUAGUGUUCAUUUGUUAACAUAGCUGUGAUGUUCUUUGAUGCCUUAAAAUGAUCAGUGUUAAAGUCUGUACUAGUUGCUUUUUAACCUUAAGCUUUCUUUUUUUUUUGACAGCCUUGCUGUUGCCAAGCUGGAUGUUUUAGACACUUUUGAAGAAGUGAAAAUUGGAAUCUCUUACAAACACAAAGGAAAAGUUGUAGAUUCCUUCCCUGGUAAGAAAACAUCUUUUUUUUUCAGAAAAUUGUUGUAGGCGUCAGUAAAACACCCUCUUUGGGUCAGCAUUGGGAUUUCUCGUUUUUUGCUUACCAUUUUGCUUCCUUUUCGUUUUUUCUUUAAUCAAUGCAUGAAAGGGAAAACAAAUCAAAAUAAUGGGCCCCAUCCCUCUAUUGGCAUAUUAUUGACACCCAAUUGUUCAUUAUGCUAAUUGCCUUACCUGCCAACAGACUGGGAGGUCUCUCAUAGCAAAAGAAGACAGAGAGGAAAGAAAGAGACCUCUGCCAGCCUGGGAUAAGUUUUCUGUCACAUAUGCACUGGCGUUUCCGUAACAACCAGUAACGUUUUAGUCACGUGCGUCACAACUUACAGAACCAGUUUGCGCGAUAACAACUCUGGGCUCAGAAAAUUUCCAGCGUGUAGUCGGCUCAACAGGACAUGCGCAUUCCACAUUAAAUGAAACUAGUUUGACAACCAGUUAGUUUCGGUCUAUUGUUGCGAUCCAGAAAUUUUGCUACCAUGGUAACGUGACGUUACAGUUCUCCUCUCUGUUUGCCUUAAUGAAAAGUCUUGUGAUAUUUUCAAUGGACUGUUUAUUGUUCAAGCAUAGAAAAUGAAAUUUUCUUCUAAUUUCAGCUUCUGUGGAAGUAUUGGAUGAAGUUGAAGUUGAAUACAUCACUCUUCCUGGCUGGAUGACCAGCAUAGAGAAUUGCAGAACAUUCAGCGAGUUGCCGGUCAAUGCUCAAAGUUAUGUCAGAAAAAUUGAAGAAAUUACAAAAAUUCCAGGUCAGUUUAUUAUCAAGUCAAUGCAUACGAGUUCGUGUUUUCUCUUUACUCAGCCAAAUACAUUGUACAGUUGAACAUCCUUCUAUGACCACCAGUCAAGACAUUAAGAUCACUCUUCCUUGUGAAAAGCGAGGACGAUCGAUGUUGGAACCCCUUAGAAACGGCCAGCUCCUGUAAAUGCCCACCAAAUGUUCGUAUUUUGGGUGGUCUUGUCACGGGAGGUUAGACUAUUAGAAAUUUCAGCGAGAAACAGCUAGUAGAAAUUUUUCAUGAGUGAAUUUUGAAAUUAUUUAAAUUUUAUAGUAAUGUAAACUGCUACUAAAAAAAAGUGAUUUCGGCAUCUAAGGAUUUCAUUCACAGACUUUAAAUUGUAAUCUGUUAAUACAGUGUCAUAAAUAGUACCACAUAAAAAUGCUGCUUAUAACAGGUUUCUUUUGGCGGUCGGCAUGUCCUAAGAUUUCAACCACAGACAAAUAAAUUUACUAUUUGUAGCCUUAUAGCAUCGUAAAUAGUACCACGUGAAAGUACCGCUGAAGGUGGUGCCAUAGGAUUUUUUCCACAGACGCAAAAAAAUGAAGUACGCCUUACUCUCCAAUGAUUAGACCCGAUCUCAAUUUGUGUACUUAUUGUAGUAUUUAUUGUUUAUUAAAUUGCAGUGCAAUGGGUUGGAGUUGGGAAGUCAAGGGAUGCCAUGAUAUCUUUGUUUUAA
Messenger RNA from Porites evermanni, 9454 nucleotides. The record is from the annotation of a GenBank genome assembly. NCBI's taxonomy places the organism in Eukaryota, Metazoa, Cnidaria, Anthozoa, Scleractinia, Poritidae.